AAUGAGGCAGGAGGAGUGCGGUGAGGGGCAGGGGGAGGAGAUCAGCGGCUCCAUCACUCGGAGUAGGGGAAAGGUCGUCAGUGCCUCAGCGGACGGACACCCGGGAGGAUGCAGAGCGCCCUGCACUACGCCAAUGCCUUAUCCCCGAAGGCUCUGAUCCGAUCAGUAACAACUGUGGGUUCUUCAUUGACUCGAAAAGUUCUUUUCCAACCUCUUCCUCCCCCACAACGGCCCUUUCGAGUAUCCAAUUGUGACCGAAGCAGACGGAAGGGUAUAGUAGCUGGAACAUUAAAUGAACUCCUAGAAAAGGCAGUUGAGACGUUAUUUAUUUCCACUACUGUCAUAACCCUGGUGCUAGAAGAAGAUGGCACAGUUGUCGACACAGAAGAGUUCUUUCAGUCUUUGGAGGACAACACCCAAUUUGUGCUUCUUGAAGGACAACAGAAGUGGGCACAAGGAAGAAACUUUACACGAUCUACCCAGCAAGUGAACAAGAAGGGAAUAGCCAAUAUUACACUGGAUUUGUACAAGUUGAAUCCCAAGGAUUUUCUUGGCUGUUUGAACAUAAAGGCAACCUUUUAUGAAAUGUACUCUGUAUCUUGCGAUAUUAAAUGUUUGGGUGCAAAAAGAGUCCUUCGGAGCUUUCUGCGGAUGCUGUCACAUCUUGCUCAAGUAGCUGGGCAUUUGCUCCUGUACGGUGGCUCGUAUAUUCUUCAGUGGACAGAAGAAGAUGAAAGAACGUAUAGAAGAGCACAAAACUCUUAAAAUACAAAUGCAACAUCCUUUAUUAUCUCCAUAAUGUAUAAGUAUACACUUUUCACUAGCUAAAGCUCAUUGUAGCAAUAUACUUUUCAGGAUAACCACAAAGGCAACAUGUACAUGUUUUUUAGAGUCAUCGACAUAUUCUUUUUUUCCAUAUGCACUUUUUGUACAGCUUGUAUUUAUUUUUUUAUUUUCAUGUGUAAUUCUUCCACUUACGAUGAUAAAGCAUCUCCUCAUAUUUACGUGUCUCUUUAGUUCUGUUACUAAGCUAACCUAAUAUAUUUUACCUCCAGUUCUAAUAACUACUUAUUGUUUACAUUUGUUAUUCUUUAUGUUUACAUACAUUGUUUUAUUAUCUGGUCUGGCAUGAGCACCUUAUAAAAUAGCUCCCUAUAUCUCAGCUUCCCAGACCUUGGAGGAAGUAGGUUAUUGUGGUAAAGCCAGAUUCUCACUCCUGUACUA
This is a messenger RNA of Hyla sarda, 1224 nucleotides long. It is a transcript of the gene CIDEA, whose product is annotated as cell death inducing DFFA like effector a. Gene Ontology annotation, biological process: apoptotic process; regulation of apoptotic process. NCBI's taxonomy places the organism in Eukaryota, Metazoa, Chordata, Amphibia, Anura, Hylidae. The record is from RefSeq and is a predicted model, not a curated record. The transcript has 5 exons. The coding region runs from base 109 to 765 and encodes 218 amino acids.